AUGAAUAACAGGCGUAUAAGCUUAAUUAGAUUCUAAAAUUAAAAGUGCAAACUCUUAAUCUACAUAAUAUUUUACUUUUUAGUUACAUCAGGUAUUGCGUUUCUUUGUGCUAAUAAUUAGAGCGAUUUAUCAGUGAGCUUACUUUAAUAGAGCUAACAAUAAUAAUAAUAAUAUUUGUCUUAAUAGGAUGUAAGUUUUAGGUAUGAUGAGCAUAGAUUAUGCAGUAUCUGUAUAGAUUAGUGUUUACCAGAAGAAAGAAUAUUAGUUCUACCUUGUAGACAUGUUUUCCAUAGUGAAUGUGUUAGGGCUUUGAGGGAAAAAAAUUGUCCUAAUUGCAGAAUCCCAUUUUGA
This is a messenger RNA of Tetrahymena thermophila SB210, 351 nucleotides long. RefSeq names its product C3HC4 type (RING finger) zinc finger protein. The transcript is spliced from 3 exons. Lineage: Eukaryota; Ciliophora; Oligohymenophorea; Hymenostomatida; Tetrahymenidae. The record is from RefSeq and is a predicted model, not a curated record.